Molecule: messenger RNA, 897 nt
Organism: Macrosteles quadrilineatus (aster leafhopper)
Lineage: Eukaryota; Metazoa; Arthropoda; Insecta; Hemiptera; Cicadellidae
Exons: 3
Coding region: 1-897 (298 amino acids)
Source: RefSeq, a predicted model, not a curated record
AUGUAUAGUGAGGGCGGUGGCAUAGUGGUCGGUGAGGCUAGUGUGCAGUACAGCAGCGCGCACAGCAGUCAUGUCACAGUAACGCACAAAUAUGUGAUCAAUGCAGGAGGCAGUGUCCUGUGUAACUCUAGUCGGUCUGUCCACACACUGUACAAGUCCAGAACCAAACGGGGUCGACCAACAGUCUUGUUUGCAGACAACGGCACUAACUUCCAAGGGGCUUACAGUGCGUUGAAGCAAAUCGAUUGGAAUGAGAUUGUUGAGUACAGCACAAUCAAACGUAUAAAAUGGAAAUUCAACCCACCUGCCUCACCAUGUUGUGAAUCUGUCAUAAAUAGUAGACCCUUGACUUACAUUUCAGAAGACAGCCAUGACAUGGAAGUUUUGACGCCAGCUAUGUUUUUGAAUGGUACGAAGGAGUAUGGAGUUAUUGAUUUGGACCAGAUCAACUACACAAAUUUGUCUCGACGUUGGAACUUUAAAUUGAAAUUAAAAGAAGAUCUUGAAAAAAGAUUUAGAAGUGAAUAUUUAAGUCAAUUGGUGUUACAUUCAAAGAAGAAGAAAUCUCAUCAAGUACAAGUUGGAGAAAUUGUUUUUCUUGGAAGCGACAAUACCAAACGGAUGGACUGGCCUUUGGCGAAGAUUGAGAAGAUACUUCCUGGAAAAGAUGGCAACAUACGUCUUGUGGAAAUAAAAACAUCAAAAGGAACAGUGCUGAGACCCAUACAACAUGUGUUUCCACUUGAAUUGGUCCAGCAGAAAGACAAUCAAGAUGGUAAUGACACAUUCGAAAUGGAAGAUGAACAAGUAGCUGAAGGUGUUGAUCGUGAACAUGAUCAACCUGUUUACACACAAAGAGGAAGAAAAAUUAUACCCCCACAAAGAUACCUGAAUUAA